Messenger RNA from Trichoderma virens Gv29-8, 5406 nucleotides. RefSeq lists its product as uncharacterized. Gene Ontology annotation, cellular component: nucleus. The record is from RefSeq and is a predicted model, not a curated record. NCBI's taxonomy places the organism in Eukaryota, Fungi, Ascomycota, Sordariomycetes, Hypocreales, Hypocreaceae. The transcript is spliced from 4 exons. Gene Ontology annotation, molecular function: ATP hydrolysis activity; ATP binding; ATP-dependent chromatin remodeler activity. The annotation marks the transcript as partial.
AUGGGCACUGCGGCUCAGAACGAUCCAUUCCAUUGGGACUCGGAUACCCUUUCAAAGGAGCUUUGUUCUCAGAGCCGUCUAUGGGCUAAAAAUCCGGCUUCGUUGGCCGCGAAGCUCGCUAAUGAAGAUGUCGACGGAUUCACGCUACUUACCUAUGAGUUUCAUUUCUCAAGGAAAGAACUGCAAGAAACUCUCGGCCUGAUCACUGCGCGUAGCAAAGCAGGUCUAGCAGAGGCCAUCCUCAGUUUCCAAGCGAGAAGUCCAGCUUUUCGUUCAUGGAAGAAGGAUUGGUCGAGAAGACACUCUGUUGUCAACACCCAAGACGAAGGAGGCGACGUCAAAGACGAAGUUGCCCUUACACCUUUGGUGAAGCCGAAUUUGGUGAUAGCACCCGAUGCAACCCUGCAUGGCUACCCACCCCAGCAUCAAUCAGAACAGAGGGAUGAAGCACAGUCAAGACCUAUUCAGGACGCUGCACCUUUGGACAACUCUACCGAUGGCACUGCUUUGCCACCCUCUGAAACUGUUCACUCCUUGACGCCUACUCAACAAAGCGAAGAACAGCCUUCUAAGCGGAGACGGCUGGCGCCAACAAAUUUGAGUACGAAGCCUCUGGCUGAUUCGGACCCUUUUGCAUUGACGCAAUCUCCAUCGUUUAAUUUAGUGGACAAAGCCGAGGAACGAAGCAACGAUGAUGAACACUCCACCGCAAGAAUUCCUUCGGGAUAUGCCUAUCUAGGUGAAAAGGGUCGGCAUCACCGUGUCGUUCUGUCUCAUAUUGGCUCCCCUGACACCCCUUGGGUAAAUCUCAGCGGAGGUGGAUUUGCGAUCGUGUCUUCAGAGCACAAGAUACCUCCCGGGAAGAGACUUGCUACAAAUAGCAUCUUGCGGAAGCAACUAAUUAAAAACUCCAAAAAAGAAGCUUUGCGCAAGCAGGGAUACGAUCCUGGUCGAUCACCAACUCCUUCUUACAGAAGCGAGUCUGUGGUUGAUCUUAACGACCUGCCGGAUUCUUGGGAUGAAGAGACGCAGCGAGAGAUUGACGAAGAAAACGCAGAAGCUGCUGCAAGGGAGCGUGAACUUGCCCGUCAUCUCUCCAAGGAGCAUGCGGAAUCCGUGUUGAAGGAAGAAAUGGCUGUUAUGGAAGCUAAGUGGAAAGAAAAAAAGCUGCCCAGAUACAAUCUCAAAGCCUACAAAUUUUGGAUGGACUCCAGGCGAGAAGAAAGGACCAAGAAGAUGAUAUUUGCGGCUCGAAGAGACGCCGAGCGUUAUGAAGGGCGAUUAAAGAAGCUAUAUGCCGAGAUACUCGGUAACAUUUGGCAAUCGGAACGAGAGCUCAGAACCCAAGCAGGCGUCAUGGAACAGAGUUUGAGCGACAAGCUGUAUAGUACAUGGCUCAUUGAGCUUCUAGAGCAACGCGACCCUCCGCCUAAGCCUUUGCAAACGCCAAAGCCAAAGCCGAAGUCAUCAACAGCAAAUCUUUCCUCGGGUUCUUUUGAUGACGAAGUGCUGACCAGUUCCGACGAAGGCGAAUUCAUUGUACCUGACGAAAACGAUGACGACGACGACGACGACGACGACAUGGUUAUGGCCGACACAGAGCCCUCUCCAGAUGCUCCCCAAUUGCUACCAUUGCGACUCACUCGUGAACCAAGCUGCCCCCCAUCUGAUGUUGAAUCCGACAUGGUUGUCGAUCUUACGCUUCUGGAGUCUCCAGAGACGAUCAAAGACAGUAAAACGGCAAUUCAAUAUAUUGAUUUGACCUCUCCGGUUAAGCGUGAAGUGAGCAUGGCUCGUUUUGUUGCGGAGAAAUCAUUGUCGGUAUUCGAUUUACCCGAAGAGGUGCCACCUAUGGAUCAUUUGGGUAGCCUAGAGGCCAUCGGUGAACAUACUGCAAAACACUGGGCAAAGCAGAAAGAUCGAUGGAGAUUAGUCCUCUGCCUAUUGCGGAAGCUUCCACAGACUCGCCGUGGGUGGAUUUUCCAACUAGUACAAGCCAGGGCCCCAGAGGAAGCCUGGCAGGCCUCAGUACCCUUGUAUCAGACAAAUCCCUUUGGCAAAGAAUCCGACAUUGGAAAAGAGGAGACAAAGACUGUCGCAUUCGAUAUUACAAAGCUCUUCUUGAGCUUCACACAGUGCCGCCAGUACACAGAUGGGCGGAUAAUCGCUUUGGAUCAGAAAGAUAAAAACAGACUCAAUCGCGCAGAAUAUUUUUUCUCAACUUUCCAUGCCUUUAUUAAAGAGUGGGCGCCCCAAUUCCCACAAAGCAGUCAAAUUUUCAGAACAGAUGCCUUCGACGAUGAAAUUGGGUUAGAUGAGGCUGAUGAGUAUGGACCGAACAUAACCGAUACGCCCUCAAAGGCGCGCAAACUCGCGGCUAAAGAGAUUGUUCAGAACAAGGAAGGUGUUGAUCUUCGAGAACGGGAGCGGAAGCGUGCAGAGGAACUUGAGGCUCGCCGGGUGAAACUGCGGGCUGCACUGGCAACUUCAAAUGCUAUUCCUGUGGAAAAGUCUCGAGUCAUUAUCAACGAGAGCAAGGAAGAUGACCAAUCAUUCAUUUACGUGAACGAUGAAAUCGGAAAGCUCAUAAAAAAUCACCAGAUCAAUGGUGUUCGAUUUCUCUGGGAGCAGAUUGUUCUCGAUGCAAACGAGAGAAAGGAGCGUCAGGGCUGCCUCCUCGCUCACACCAUGGGCCUAGGAAAAACGAUGCAAGUUAUCACUUUUCUUGUGGCUGUGAUUGAAGCUGCCAACUCAGAUGAUGAAUCCGUACGCUCGCAGAUUCCUAAGGAACUUAGAAAAUCUCAGUCGCUUGUCCUAUGCCCUGCUGGUCUCGUCGAUAAUUGGCUCGACGAGAUAUUGAUGUGGUCUCCUAAAGGCUUACUUGGCCAUGUGUUCAAAGUCGAAUCAGCUCAGAAAGGAGACAUACGCAUGUCAACUGUCAGGGACUGGGAACGAGAGGGUGGUGUCUUGGUUAUUGGGCAUAAAAUGUUUGAAAAAUCAGAUAACGACAUGCGAGAGAUACUGACACAGACGCCCAAUAUUGUCAUCUGUGACGAGGCCCAUGUCAUGAAAAAUCCAAAAUCCAAGAUUCAUCGCGCCUGCCAGGAAUUUCGGACCAAAAGUCGAAUUGCCUUGACUGGCUCUCCGCUGUCCAACAAUGUCGAAGAGUACUACUGGAUGAUCAAUUGGGUAGCGCCAAAAUUCCUCGGGCCCCAAGAAGAAUUUCGAGACAUAUACGUAAAUCCGAUACAGUGCGGGCUGUGGCAUGAUAGCAGCGGGUAUGAGAAACGGAGGGCUCUCAAAAUGCUAGAAGUGUUGAAGCUAAAUGUUGCACCAAAAGUGCAGCGAGCCACGACUCAGUGUGUCAAACAUGAGCUGCCUGCAAAGUAUGAAUUCGUCAUAUUUGUUGAGCCAACUCGCACCCAGAAAAUGCUUUACAACCUCUACUUGACCGAAAUGGCGCCGUACUUGGAGGACUCGAAGCAGGCAAAGAUAUUCAGCGCCUCUGAGCAUCUCAGGCUCAUCUGCAAUCAUCCCCGUUGCUUCAGGCAAAAGGUGUUGGAAAUGUCGUCCAAGGCAAAUGUGCCGGGGUCAUCAAGGGCCUUGACAGCGGCACAACAGAGGGAAAUGGACGAAAUUGAAGACGACACAGACGACGAUUGCGUUGACAAGAUCAAGGCUCCGGCAAUGACCUUUCCCCAGAGUAUGAUCUCUAGCGUUCUUAAGGAGACAAACAGGGCUGAUAAUGCCAAUCCUACUCUGUCACGAAAAGUUGAGCUUCUUCUCAUGGUUCUGGAUGAAGCACGUGCCAUAGGAGACAAGGUUCUCGUAUUUAGUCAAUCUCUCCUCACGUUGAACUAUCUCGACAAUUUGUUCAAGCAGCAAAGGCGCGCGGUAUGUCGUCUGGACGGUUCCACAGCCGUUUCUAAACGGCAAGAACAAAUCAAAGCCUUCAAUACUGGAAAGCAAGAGAUCUAUCUCAUUUCUACGCAGGCCGGCGGCGUAGGCCUCAACAUUUUCGGCGCCAACCGCGUUGUUAUCUUUGAUUUCAAGUGGAAUCCAGUGACGGAGCAACAGGCGGUAGGACGAGCCUACCGAUUUGGGCAAGAAAAGACGGUGUACGUCUAUCAAUUCGUCGUUUCGGGAGCCUUUGAGGAAGCUUUGCAAAACAAGACUGUCUUCAAGAUGCAACUCGCGUCGCGCGUUGUGGACAAGAAGAAACCAAUUAGCUGGGGCAAGCGAGUAGGGGAGUUGCUUCAGCCCAUAAAAACAAAGCCGGCCCGGGACCUCAGCCACUUUAAAGGCCGAGACAGGAUACUGGACAAGCUCAUCGAGCAUUCUCAACCUUGCGGCGCCAUUCGUGAAAUUAUCUCAACAGAUACGUUUGAAGAAGAAGAUCCCACCAAUGAAUUGACAGAAGCGGAACGAAAAGACGCCCAAGAGCUGCACGACCUGCAGCGGAUAAGAUAUACGGAUCCUGAAAGAUAUAGGAUGAUGUUGGAUCAAAAACAAAGAGCAGAACAGAUUUUGGCUAUGGCUACAGCCGCCAGAGUUGAUACUGACCUUUCAGACAUGCAAUUGCUUGAGCGGGAUUUGUACAUACCACCGUCGAGCCAGCCGGUGACGCGCAUCGCUGGCCUCGCCUACAACAGGGCAGCGGCACCAAAUGCGAAUACGGAGCCGCUUGUUCAGGCACAAGCAGCCGCCCCAUUACCCAUGACUGGGGCAAACACUCAUAUCCUAACAUCUGGUGCAUCCUCUAUACUUCCAACAAUGCCAUUGAAUGCGGCAGUCAAAGAACCGGAAUCUGGAAAAAAACCCAGACAGGAACUGGGAUCAUCAUUAACGGGUGCGGCACCUGCUAUAACGCCAAGCAUGGGAACAUCAUUAUUCAGCCAACCCCGAAGUCAAGUUAAGAUCGAUUUCGAGAAUGAACUAGUUAAAUCGAUGGAAACUCAGCCUGAAUUCAAAGGCAAUGCGGCAAAUGUGGCAAGAAAGCUCAUCGAGGGCAUUACCGUGGCACAGAGAGUUCAGGGUCGUGGAUUUCUCCCUGACAAUGCUCGAUGGCGCUCGUUGCUUGGUCAUAUACAGAGGCACCACCGGUUCAUGCUUUCAAUAGCAUGGGGCAAUUGUACGCCCCUAUACUUGGCAACAGCGCCAGAUGAGGAAAUCCAAAAUAGGAUCGCAAUCAUGAACAGCCAAUCAGAGGAUGAUUUUUUAACCCAGUUACGACGCACCCUUGAGACGCCUGACCCAAGUAACUUGAACAAUAUCGAUCGGCCAGUGCCACAAUCAGCUCGAGCUACCGAAGACGUGCAGGUAAUGCGGCGAGCAGCUGAUAAAAGAACAAAUCAUUGCUUUCAACCACUACCGACAUGGGCAAACACUGCACUCUCUCAGGCCCAA